This is a messenger RNA of Lolium rigidum, 565 nucleotides long. RefSeq lists its product as uncharacterized. The transcript is spliced from 2 exons. Bases 72 to 302 code for a protein of 76 amino acids. Lineage: Eukaryota; Viridiplantae; Streptophyta; Magnoliopsida; Poales; Poaceae. The record is from RefSeq and is a predicted model, not a curated record.
CUGUCGCCGCCGCCGCUGAGAAUUCCGAGAUUCGGAGCAAGGGGAGGGGCGCGAAGGGAGGGGGCACGGCCAUGUCGUCGCUGGGGACGUCCAAGGGGAUCCUGGAGAUCGCCAAGUUCGGGGUGUACGUCGCCGUCCCCGUAACCCUCACCUACCUCGUCGCCACCGACUCCAAGUCCAUCAAGAAGCUCAUGGGCCUCCGUCCUUAUGUGGUUUACCCACCAGAAGGCCCACGCCCACCGCCACCAGAAGAACUUCGCGAAAGGGCUCGAGAGAUAGCUCGUAGCAGAAAUCAAGAGUAAACAAGUGGACCAUUAUUGCUUCAGAUAGUUCUUACUUGGACCAUCUGCUGCACGAACCUAUGACCCAAGAGGAUCAGGAAACAGGAGCACAAGCUGUCUUGCGGGUGUAUUGGUUGUCAAUAACAUGCUUUUGCUGCUUAGAGUAUUGGAAGAAACUCACUUGGCUCCAGUUAUUCUGUUGUAACAUUUCCUGUUGCUGAUGUAAAAUUAUGAGAUGAUUGUCAGUUAUGGUGAAGGAGGAAUAAAUUGAUCGUGUCGCACUA